CACGGAAGUGAAAGGAGUAGUUCCGUGUUCAACAAUAACCCGGAGCUGGCGGCAUUGGGUCUGCUCUGUUGGGCCUUGCUCAGAAGCUCCGCCUUCUCUCCGGUCUUUCUAGAAGCUCAGCUUUGCUCCCAGCGAAGCGGAGCAGCGUCCCAGACGCGCGUGUGAGUCAUGGCUGAAACGGCCCCGAACGGCCCCCAAGGGCCAGGCGCGGUGCAAUUUAUGAUGACCAAUAAACUGGAUACAGCAAUGUGGCUUUCUCGCUUAUUCACAGUUUAUUGCUCUGCUUUGUUUGUUCUGCCGCUUCUUGGGUUGCAUGAAGCAGCAAGCUUUUACCAACGUGCUCUGCUGGCAAAUGCUCUUACCAGUGCUCUGAGGCUGCACCAAAGAUUACCGCACUUCCAGUUAAGCAGAGCAUUCCUGGCCCAGGCUUUAUUAGAGGACAGCUGCCACUACCUGCUCUAUUCACUCAUCUUUGUCAAUUCCUACCCAGUUACAAUGAGUAUUUUUCCAGUCUUAUUAUUCUCUUUGCUUCAUGCUGCCACAUACACAAAGAAGGUCCUUGACGCAAAGGGUUCAAAUAGUUUACCUCUGCUGAGAUCUAUGUUGGAUAAAUUAAGUGCUAAUCAACAGAAUAUUCUGAAAUUUAUUGCUUGUAAUGAAAUAUUCUUGAUGCCUGCUACAGUUUUUAUGCUUUUCAGUGGGCAAGGAAGCUUGUUGCAGCCUUUUAUAUACUAUAGAUUUCUUACUCUUCGAUAUUCCUCUCGAAGAAAUCCAUAUUGCCGGACCUUGUUUAACGAACUGAGGAUUGUUGUUGAGCAUAUAAUAAUGAAACCUGCUUGCCCAUUGUUUGUGAGAAGACUUUGUCUCCAGAGCAUUGCCUUUAUAAGCAGACUGGCUCCAACAGUUUGAAUUUUUAUAGACAGUUGCAGCCUAUGCAAUUCAGAUGCCUUUUGAAAGGAGUGUAACUGAAGAUUGAGCAUAUGACUAUACUUGGUUUCUAUUCUGAAAUAAUAAUGAAGAUUAUCCUAUAGAUUAUAUACUUACCCAUCAAAUCUGAUUUAAAAGGUUAAUGGAAAGGAUUAUAGGUAAGGUAAAGAAUUGACUGGGAAUGGGGCUGGAGGAGGAAUUGGGAGUAGUGUGUAAUUUGGCUUUGUGAUGCAGAGGUAAACUUGGGGGUACUGGAUGUAUUAUGCAACUAUGAUUUGAGUUGUGUAAUAUGUUAAAUUCUGUUACUUUAGCUUCUUCCAUCAGCUCCUUUAUAAGUUUGUUCUUUAUUACUAUUGUAUGAUUGGAAGUGUUUAAAACAAAAAUUUUAGUACAGAGUAAUGUGAUGAUUUUGGUAACCAGUUUUCUUCUGUAUGCAUGUAAUUUGGAUUUCUCAAAUACAUUCAUUAGUAACUUAUCAGUAACAUUAGUUUUUGUUUUGUUCAAUUUUCUGAGCUAUAGAUAUCUUCCCUUGAUAACUGUCUAUUUUUGUAUUUUGUAAUAUUAAUAAGUUAGAGAAGCAACCUCAUGACAUUCAGUUGAGUGUGUAGUCUCAUAAUCACUAUGUCAUCUGAUGAUUUUAAGAACUAAAUUUUUAGAGCAAUAAAGUGACUAUAAUGUUAAGUAAAUAGUAUAUUGAUUUCUAAUGUUUUUAAAAAUUAAGCCUUAAAUAAUAUCAUGAAAUUUUGGCAGCUGAAGGUUUAUUAAGUUACUAGUUUUCUUUCAUAUAUAUAUAUAUUUUUUAAUCUUAGCAAGUUUAGAUUUUAGAAGAGUUGGAAAAAAUAGUGCAGAAUUCCUGUGUUCCAUUUAAUCAACUCCCCUUUUGUUAGUAUCUUAUGUAACUAUACAACAUUCAUCAAAAUUAAGAGAUCAUUUCUGGGGUGGGGAGAUAGCAUAAUAGUUAUGUGAAGAGAAUUUUUCUGAGGCUCCAAGUCCCAAAUUCAUUCCCCACACCACAUAAGCAAGAGUUGAGCUGUGUUAAAGAAAAAAGGGGGGGGGAGAAGGAAAGAGAGAGAGAGAGACUUUGGGAUACUAUUAACAGAAGUGUAACUAGCUUUCACCAGUUCCCCCCCCCUUUUUUUGGUACAUUCUGCUUUUACUUUUAAUGAGUCUUUUUUUUUUUUUUUUAAAGAAUUUAUUUAUUUAUGAGAGAGAUAAGAGGAGAGAAAGAGCCAGACAUCACUCUGGCACAUGUGCUGCUGGGGAUUGAACUCAGGACCUCAUAGUUGAGAAUCCAGUGCUUAAUCUACUGUGCCACCUCCUGACCACAAAUGAUGAGUCUUUUUUUUUUUUUUUUUAAUUACUAUUGGUCAAAAAGAUUUUCUUAAUGGGGGUCAGGCGAUAGUGCAGCUGGUUAAUAAGCACACACAGCGCCAAGCCCCUCCCCCCCCACCUGCAGGAGGGUAGCUUCACAAGCGGUGAAGCAGGUGUCUUUCUCUUCCCCUCUCCGUCUUCUCUCUCCAUUACUCUCUGUCCUAUCUAACAACAAUGACAUCAAUAACAACAAUAAAACAACAAGGGCAACAAAAAGGAAAAAAAUGGCCCCCAGGAGCAUUGGAUUCGUAGUGCAGGCACAGAGCCCCAGCAAUAACCCUGGUGGCAAAAAAAAAAAAAAAAUUCUCAAUGGAAAUAAUUUAUAUUUAUUUUUAACAAAAAGAACUUUAAUACUAAAACUUACAAUUUAAAAUACUGCUUUAAAGUCAAGACUUUAAGGGGCUGGGUGGUGGUGCACCUGGUUGAGCACACAUAUUAUAGUGCACAAGGACCCAGGUUCCAGCCCCCAGACCCCACCUGCAGAGGGAAUGCUUUGCAAGUGGUGAUGCAGUGCUGCAGGUGCCUCUCCCCCUCUACCACCCCGUUCCCUCUUGAUUUCUGGCUGUCUCUAUCCAGUAAAUAAAGAUAAAAAAAAAAAGAAACCACUAAAUUUUUAAAAAGUCAAGACUUUAAAUCACAUAACAGGAUUUUAUUUCUGGUUGAUUGUGUUCUUCAAAGAAAGGUUUGAUUUCUAAAUACAACAAUACAUGAAAAUAAAAUUUUACAAAGUAAGUAUUACUAGAUAUUUAUAGUUAGAAAUUCAGCAAUAUGAAUAGGUAUUGCCAUCUUAUUUGGCAUCUGAAAUGGUAAUACUCAAGUAAAAGUUUAGAAAUAGAAUAGCAGUGUAUUGAAUGAAAACUUGAAGAAAUUAUGCUUGCACAACUAAACUUAUUUUUACCAGUUUAAAAAAAUGCUGACAACAUCCAGAAUAAAAACAAACAACAACAAAAAACUAAAUACAGAUAUUUAGUAACUUUUUUUUUUAAAUCAUACUUUAAAAAAAAUUUAUUUUUUUAUGAGGAAGAUAGGAGGAGAGAGAAAGAAGCAGACAUCACUCUGGCACAUGUGCUGUUGGGGAUCAAACUCGGGAGCUCAUGCUUGACAGUCCAAAGCUUUAUCACUGUGCCACCUCCUGGACCACAAGUAACUUUUCAAAUAAAGAAAAUACUGGCUUAUUGGAAUAGUUAUGACACAUAUUGACACAGAAAAAAAAUAUAUGACUUUUCCAACAACACAGUAACUAUGCUUAUAUUAAAGCAGUUUUCAAAUUGUAAUGCUGUCAUUACUUUUUUCUUCCCAAAUUUCAAGGAAAAAAAAAUAAUGUUUGUAGGGAGUCUCACGGUAGCGCAGCAGGUUAAGUGCAUGUGGCACAAAGCGCAAGGACCGGUGUAAAAAUCCCCUACCUGCAGGGGAGUCGCUUCACAAGCGGUGAAGCAGGUCUGCAGGUGUCUCUCUCUCCCCUCUCUGUCUUCCCCUCCUCUCUCCAUAUUAAUGACAACAAUAAUAACUACAACAAAAAUAUAAAACAAGGAGAACAAAAGGGAAAAUAAAUAAAAUAUAAAAGAUUUAGGUUUGGGCAGAGGGUUAUGCAAAACAGACUCUCAUGCCUGAGGCUCCUAAGUCCUAGGUUCAAUCCCCCACACCACCAUAAGCCAGAGCUGAACAGUGCUCUGGUUAAAAAAAAAAAAAAAUAGGUUUGUAAGUUUGGAACAUGAUACUGUUCAUCCUGAAAUGGAAAAUGAGUGUAGCAAACAAAUAGGACUAAAAGAUUUACUCCUUUUGAAGUUUGAGAUCAGAUGAAUGGAAGUAAUUUUGAAGAAAUAUGCAGAAGACCCUUAUCUAAUAAUUGAUUACAUUUGUUUUCUGAAGCUCCCUCCCCAUCUCCACAAGUCUCUUACAGUCCUUUAGCUGCCUAGCUGUCACCUACAGUUAGGUUAAAUUUGAUACUUUCUCUUUUGAAGUUUUCUUAAGAGUCACCACAGAUGAUUAUGUUUAUGAUCAGUAGGUGGCACUCUUCUCUUCAAAUAGCCCCCUAGGAGUGUCACACACCACUUUGAAAGGUUGAAAAGUGCUGGAUCGGCCAUAAAACUAGACAUCUGAAUUCCACAACCCCUUUUAGUGUGUAACUAACCAGUAAAUAUUUAAUAAGCCCUUACCAUGAAUAUAUUUUAAGGUAUUGAAGCGCUCACUAUCUACUUUCUAGGUAAACAGUAAAAUAGAACACGAAUGGGAGUAGCGUCAUUCAGAUCAUAGUCUCUGUUUUUUCAAAUGCUUGAUUUACCUAAACACAUGAGUUGUGCAAUUAUAAUCCUUCAUUUUCAAGUGUAUAGAAAAAUGGCACUCAAGUCUUUGUGGUCAUUCUGUAUGAGCUAAUUUCAGAUCCUUAAAUUUAGACUUCAUAGUAAUAAAAGAGCAUAUUGAGGUCCUGGGUGGUGGCUCACCUGGUUGAGCACACAUGUUAUAAUGUACAGGACCUGCAGUUGAGGCCCUGGUCCCCACCUGCAAAGGGAAAGCUUUGUGAGUGGUGAAGAAGCAGUGUUGCAGGGGUCACUAUUUCUCUUCCUGUCUAUCACCUCCUUCCCUCUUAAACUCUGGCUGUCUCUAUCUAAUAAAUAAAUAAAGGUUAUUAUUAUUUUUUUUAAAAAAAGCAUAUUGAAAAUUUUGGUUAUUGUAUCAGAAUAGUACCUAGAUUUAUAAAUUUAGUUUGUGUUACAGAUUCAACUAGUUUCUCCUAACACCUCACUAGAAUAUCACCAGAAUUCUGCAGAGGUUAUGAUGUACGUAUUAUGUAACUUAACCGAUAGUGUAUUUGGUAUGCUAUCUGUUAAGUCCAGGAGUUAUUUCCAUAGAUUAUCUUAAUGAGAAGUCCUACUACCAUAUUCUGGGUGGAAUUUUUGGUAUCAGGUAUGAGAAAGCAGCUGCUAAAGUUGGUGAGGUUUCUUGGAAACAAUUGUUCUAUAACAUGUUUAGUUUUCAAAGUGAUGUUCAUGUGGGCUCUUAUAAUUAACAUGUUGCUCUUAUGUGAGGGAUUUAACCUAGGGCAGCCUUUCUCUUGUGAAAUACAAAUAGAAAAAUUGCCCUUUGUUGAGUUGAAGUGACAAUUGGUAAACUUUAUUUUUCAGAUUCUUAGUAAGUGAUAGGAAAAAAAUGAUUGAUGAAUUUCCUUAAAAAUUAACUUACAUUCUGAUAGUUGUUUCAGUUUUUCCUUAAAUGGUACUUUAAAGCAUGCUUUUUCAUCUUGGGUUCAUAACAAUUUAACUCCAAAAUUUUUUACUAUUUUAACUUUAAAACAGAACAAAAAAAAAUUUUUUUUUUUUUUUUAAAUAAGUUGAGACCAAAUGGACAGGAGUCUUGGGCAGGUAACAUUUGUGAUAUGUACAUAUUGGAAUAAAUGUAAAAGGACUUCAGAGAUUAGAAAGCCAUUAAGAAUGGCUUGAUUUAUAAAUGCAUUACGUCUAGUGCUGUAAUAUAGUGGGAUAUAUUGAACUAAAAAAAUUUGUAAAUACAGUAUGUCAGCAGUUCUUAGUAACUUCUCUUUAAUCCAUUUUUUAAUAUCUCCUAUAGGUUAAGGAGUUAUACUCUUUAGGCCAAUACUACCCAGACUCUAUAAAUUUAUAAAAUAAAUUGAAAAAUUCAUCAUUCCCCCUGUAUUCAAGACCAAAGCACGUAAAUGCUAAUGUAGGGCUCAGAGGGGAAAUCUAUUUCUCCUGAAUAUUUGAGAAAAUGUGAAGUCCUUUCAAGAAAAUCUAAUAAACAUAAUAAUCAUAGCCUGCUGACACUAAGGAAAAAGGACCUCAUUCGCUUUUUUCUUUUAUGCAGUGAUUUAGUGGUCCCUAAUGAUUUCCAAAUUGGAUCACUGCAGUAAAUCAUCUAUGUUGGUACCUGUGCAAGUACGCCCUGAGAUCCAUAUCUGUUUUGUUUUCUGCUUAAAUCAGCAAGAAUGAUAAAUUUGAUGGUGUGAAAUUGCAAGUGUCAAGGGCUUUUUUUAGUGAUUGAGCAAAAUAAUGUCUCCACUUGUAAUUUAUUGUGACCCCCUUUCUCUGUAUGUGCUUUGUAUAUCUAAUAUUUAUUUCAAUACAAAUUAAAUUGUUAUUCCUUCAUUUAUAUUGUUACAUUGAAGAUUUUAUUGAUGGAAAUUGUGUAAUAAAAAUCUCUCCAGACUUAA
Messenger RNA from Erinaceus europaeus (western European hedgehog), 6463 nucleotides. RefSeq names its product transmembrane protein 33 (gene TMEM33). The transcript is spliced from 9 exons. Bases 169 to 909 code for a protein of 246 amino acids. NCBI's taxonomy places the organism in Eukaryota, Metazoa, Chordata, Mammalia, Eulipotyphla, Erinaceidae. Gene Ontology annotation, cellular component: membrane; endoplasmic reticulum. The record is from RefSeq and is a predicted model, not a curated record. Gene Ontology annotation, biological process: membrane organization; endoplasmic reticulum tubular network organization.